Messenger RNA from Hippocampus zosterae (dwarf seahorse), 980 nucleotides. RefSeq lists its product as uncharacterized. Bases 50 to 760 code for a protein of 236 amino acids. NCBI's taxonomy places the organism in Eukaryota, Metazoa, Chordata, Actinopteri, Syngnathiformes, Syngnathidae. The transcript has 2 exons. The record is from RefSeq and is a predicted model, not a curated record.
UAAACCUAAACAACACUAAAAUAAAAGGAAACGUAUUAUUGUAUAUACCAUGGAGUCAGUCCUGCGCUUUGGAAUAACCAGUUGGUUUGGGAACCUGACUGUAAAAUCGAAAGCUCAGAUAACCAGCUUGGUUCGGUCGGUGAAGGCCCUCGUUAUUGAGGAAUGCGGCCCCCAGGACAGGGCGACGGCUCCUGGUGCUUGUGUCUCCGAUGACUGUGGAGGCCCAGUCUUCCCCGAAAACCCCGCCCGCAGGAUUGACAGAAGUGGGUUGAGGGGCCAGGCGGUUGCCAGCCCGGGUGAGGAUCUCACUAUUAGUCACUCUCUCCUCCCAGGAAACGUUGAGGAGAGAUUGGAGUCGUCCUUGGUGGAACCUCUCGAGCCUCUUGAUGCUGCUCCGAAAGAGGGUCCAACAUUCGGCGCCAUAGAGAAGGGUCAGGAGGACGACAGACUUAUACACCAUGAUCUUCGUGUUGGUGGAAAUGGCGUUAUUCCUGAAGACCCGACGACCGAGGCGUCCAAAGGCUGUGUGGGCUGCCUGGAUACGGUGGAGGGUCUUUGUCUUUUUGGUGUUGACGGAGAGGCCAAAGGUCCUGUACGCUGCGGCGAAGCCGUCCGCGAUGAGCUGGAGCCCCCCGGAGGAGUUGGACACCGCAGCAUUGUCAUCAGCGUACUGGAGUUCGCUGACGGUCGUGACCAUGGUCCCCCGCCUGCUCCUCAAACGGCUGAGGUUGAAGAGCGAACCUUCAGUUUGGUAGCGUAGAGUGAUUCCAUGCUCCUGGACAGGGGUGACGUGGUGGAUGAGCGCGGCGAUGUAGAGGCAGAACAAUGUCGGCGCCACCGUGCAGCCCUAUUUGACACCGGUCCGAACGGGGAAUGGGGGAGUCAUUUCGCCCUGAGUCAGGACGCAACCCUUCAUGCCGUCGUGAAACAUCCGGAUGAGGGAUAUGAAUUUGGGGAGGCAGCCUUGACGUUCCAGCACU